AUGAGCCAGGUUGAAGGAUUAGAGAUAAGAGAAAGCAAAGCGACCUAUGAACCCUACUCGUGCGCUAGAUGCCGAAAGUUGAAGAAACGGUGCUCCAAAGAAUCGCCCAUUUGCGUAAACUGUGUGAAGGCUGGCGAAUCGUGCACAUAUCCAGGAAGAGCUCCGAGAAGAAGUAAGCGGGAACUGGAGUUGGAGCGACGAGAAUCAAGUUUGGGCUCAAACAGUGAUCAGAAGUUCAAACGCAGUCAUAGUUGCGAUUCUCAGCCGCUGAACGCUUUGCAAGACGAUCACCAUCAUGUUACAAGCUAUAAUUUUCGAGAACAGAACGAAAGUGACUGUGAUCGUGAAAGUGGGAACUCCUCAGAGUCCACAUCCAUGCUAAGUAUGAUUCCGAGUACCAAUGAGCCUUUUGCGGCUGCAGUGAAUCAAAGUGCCCAAGUUGAGCACGUUAAGUAUCCACAAGGUGGUCUUUUAUUGCAUGAAAUUCACAAGCAAGAGUCGGUUCCUAUCAGGGCGUCGUCCUUACAGAUCGAGAACGUUGCCGCGGUGUUUAAAGGUGGAAGACACACUAGUAUGCUCGACCCAGACGGCAAAUGCAAGCACGUUGAAAGACCUCUAUACGACAAGUUUAUUGCUGCGUAUUUCAAGCAUAAUCAUAGAUCAUACCCGCUUUUGAACAAGAUUGAAUUUUUGAAUAAAGUUUCCACUAUCCGUGAUUUCAAAGAAAUGGAAGGAAAAUACGAAAAUACAUUUAUAUUUGAGCUAUACAUGGUAAUGGCUAUUGGAUGCACCACCUUGCAAAGAGCUGGUAUCUUAAGCAAAUUUGAAGAAGAUUGGAGUGAACAUUUUGCUUAUCUCGCCAUGAUGAAAUUCUGCCCUGUAAUGCACUUGCAAAAUGUCGAGACUAUAAAGUGCCUAUUAUUGCUUGGAAUUUAUUCGUUUUUCGAGCCGCAAGGUGUCUCUUCUUGGACCAUAAGUGGGAUAGUCAUGAGAUUGACCAUUGGUCUAGGAUUACACAGAGCUCUAACAACUAGAAAAAUUCAAUCAAUGUCUCUUACCGACGUUGAGAUGAGAUACCGCGCAUUUUGGAGCUUUUACAGCUUUGAAAGGUUGGUGUCCACCUCAUUAGGGAGAAUCUCUGCGAUAGAUGAUGACAAUAUUAGUGUCCCGCUGCCACAUGCCUUAUACGCCGAAGAAAGCGAAGACAUUGAAGUUACUAAGAUGAUGAUAUCUCUACGAAAAAUGGGCGGAAUAAUAUACAAAGAAGUUCACAGCGUGGGUGCUGGCAAGCGAAAUUUGUCAGCCGACGCCAAACAAGAAGUUAUUGAUAGCUUGAGACGUCAGAUCGAUGCUUUAUAUGAACAGGAGAGAGACAAAAUCCGAGAGGCCAACUUAAUUACACUACCCAAUAAAACGAAUUCUUGUAUCUCCUUCCACACGUCUGAUAUUUGGUUGGCCAUGCGAUAUGCGCAACUACAGAUUAUGCUGUAUCGACCCUCUGCUUUGAUACCCAAACCUUCUAUGGAAUCGCUAUCGAUCUUGGGAGAUUUUUGUCUACGCGCCUUAAAGCACACCUAUACAUUGUACAAAAAAAAGCUGCAGCCGCUCAAUUGGAUCACAUUGUUCAGAACUCUUACAAUUUGCAACACCAUGUUGUACUGCUUGUGCCAAUGGAGUAUUGAUCUUAUCGAAUGCAAAAUCGAAAUUCAGCAGUGUGUCGAGAUUUUACAACAUUUUGGCGAGAAGUGGGUUUUCGCCGCGAAGUGUGCUGAUGUUUUUCAGACUAUCAGCAAUGCUAUCUUAGAUAUAAGUUUGAGUAAUGGUCAAGUUCCAAACAUGGAUAACCUUACAAGGGAAUUGUUUGGUGCUAGCAACGAAUACCAGGAUAUCCUGGACGAGAAUAAUGUUGACAUCUCGUGGGGAGACAGUCUUGUAUAA
Messenger RNA from Lachancea nothofagi CBS 11611, 1938 nucleotides. NCBI's taxonomy places the organism in Eukaryota, Fungi, Ascomycota, Saccharomycetes, Saccharomycetales, Saccharomycetaceae. The record is from the annotation of a GenBank genome assembly.